UUAGUUACAGCUGCUAGCUGUUGUCUUGCAUACAACACAAGACACCGAAUAAAACAUAAGUACUGACUUUAACAGUUAUUGCAUGCAGUAUAAUAAUAAAGAAAAGAAGCUAGGGUGUUUGGUGCAUGAGAAAGAGGUUAAUUCAUGAUGUUGGCAGAAGCCCUCUGGUGGCACUCUCACACAAACACACACGGGUCUGGUUAUGACCUUUUACUUUCUUUCUUCUGAGUCGCAGCUUCCUGCUACAACACCGUUUCACCUUUCACCUUUCACUAACCACUUUUCUUCUCUUUUCUCACAUAUCUCAGACCCCUUCUGAGCCAUGAAGCAAAAACCGCCAUCUUCACCAACCACUGCGUUGAAGAAGCAAAGUGACAAGUCCCUGCAGAGUCCACCACCGCCGCCACCACGCCUCAGGGCUUCUUCCAAGGCUCCAAAGUCACCGCCAGUGCCCCCAGAGUUGAAGAGCGUGUCAAGGGCCAAAAGGGGUGUUGUGAAUGUUGGGUCUCAGAAGGUUGAAGAGGCUAAGGUGGUUGUUGUUGCUAGGCCUCGGCGAAGGGUUGGGGAUUGCGGUUUGAGGAAGAGUGAAGAAGAUGAUAAGCAGAAGAAGGAGUUGGAGGAGAAGCUUGAGGUGAGUGAGAAUUUCAUCAAGAGUUUGCGGUCUGAGGUUGCGGAAUUGAGGGAGGAAUUGGAUAGAGUUAAGAGAUUGAAUGUGGAGCUUGAGUCUCACAACACAAAACUCACUCGGGAUCUUGCUGCUGCUCAAGCUAAGAUUCCAACUGUUGGCACCGGCAACAAUGGAAAGAAGGAGCCAAUUGGAGGACACCAGAGUCCCAAAUUUAAAGACAUACAGAAACUCAUUGCUCACAAAUUGGAACAGUCUAUGGUGAAAAAGGAAGGUACUCCUGAAGUAAUUUUUUCUAAAGCAUCAACCCCAGCUCCAACACCAAGUUAUCAUGCCAUUCCUGAAACCACAAGCAUAGGAAUAAAAUCUCCACACAAUACAUGCUUGCAACCACCACCGCUGUCACCACCAAUAACAAGUGUAGGAAGAAAAUCUCCACCCAACACAUGCCUUCAGCCACCUCCACCACCCCCGCCACCACCACCAAUUCCGUCCCGGCCUUUGGCAAAAUUAGCUAACACCCAAAAGGCCCCUGCCAUUGUUGAAGUAUUUCAAUCCUUAAAGAGUAGAGAUGGGAAGAUGGACUCAAAAGGAUCGGUGAAUCAUCAGAGACCAGUAGCUAUUAGUGCACACAGUAGCAUUGUGGGAGAAAUUCAAAACCGUUCAGCUCAUCUUUUAGCAAUAAGGACAGACAUUGAAACAAAAGGAGAGUUCAUUAAUGAGCUCAUAAAGAAAGUAGUAGAUGCAGCAUUCCAGGAUAUUGAAGAGGUCCUAAAGUUUGUGAAUUGGCUUGAUGGCAAACUAUCAUCACUGGCUGAUGAACGCGCUGUCUUAAAGCAUUUUAAGUGGCCUGAGAAGAAAGCUGAUGCAAUGCGAGAGGCAGCAGUCGAGUAUCAUGAGCUUAAAAUCCUAGAACAGGAGAUUUCUUCCUACAAGGAUGACCCUGACAUUCCAUGUGGAGCUGCCUUAAAAAAGAUGGCCAGCCUAUUGGACAAGUCUGAGAGGAGCAUACAGAGGCUAAUCAAGCUAAGAAAUUUGGUCAUACAUUCAUAUCAAGUGUACAACAUUCCAACUGCAUGGAUGCUUGAUUCUGGAAUAACGAGCAAGAUAAAACAGGCUUCCAUGACUCUGGUCAACAUGUACAUGAAAAGAGUGACAAUGGAGCUUGAAUCCAUUCAGAAUUCAGACAGAGAAUCAAUUCAAGAUUCUCUUCUGCUUCAGGGCGUGCGUUUUGCAUAUAGGGCUCAUCAGUUUGUUGGAGGAUUGGACUCAGAAACAAUGUGUGCUUUUGAAGAGAUAAGGCAACGUGUACCAGGACACCUAGCAGGGUCUCGAGAACUUUUGGCUGGCAUACCAUAAUCAUGAGAAGCCACUGAUUUUUUAUGCUACUACUAAUGGUUACAAAAGCUGGCUAUUAAACAUUCAUUAUUCUUUCUCUUAUCUCCAAUGUCAAUGCAUGCUAGCCACUGUGAACCCCUCUGAAGAAAUUUGGAAGAACAUGAAGAGAUUCUGAAGAAAAAACACUUGAUAGUAAUAUAUCAUAACCUAGGAAUAGAAUCUUCAGUUCGGUUUAAUGUAAUUUCAACAGUGAAUUUAGUUAGGUGGUUCCCUCUACUGUAGUGCUGUAACAAAGAACAUGAUGAAGAGAGAACUUUGGCGUUUGUAGGUAGUGCAUGUGAUUAAUGAUUACCCGGUUACUUUAAAAAUUUAACAAUCAUGUUCAAUGUGUAGAGCUUGGGAAAACAUUUUGAAUCGAUUCCUACCGUGUUCUUUAGGGAAUUCGGUUCUUUAUUCAA
This is a messenger RNA of Cajanus cajan (pigeon pea), 2421 nucleotides long. The record is from RefSeq and is a predicted model, not a curated record. NCBI's taxonomy places the organism in Eukaryota, Viridiplantae, Streptophyta, Magnoliopsida, Fabales, Fabaceae.